This is a messenger RNA of Ylistrum balloti, 489 nucleotides long. RefSeq lists its product as uncharacterized. NCBI's taxonomy places the organism in Eukaryota, Metazoa, Mollusca, Bivalvia, Pectinida, Pectinidae. The record is from RefSeq and is a predicted model, not a curated record. The transcript is spliced from 4 exons. Bases 1 to 489 code for a protein of 162 amino acids.
AUGAUGUUUCAAAAAUACAUCAUUCUGAUAUGUAUUCAAGUAUUCGUAGUUCAGAUAGUACUGUCACCAGUAUCCUACGGCAAAACUGCGCCCUCUAACGGCACAGAGAAUGAGGACGUGCCCAGAAAUAUCAGCAGCGAUCCAGGAAGAAAAAGUACAGUGGGGAAAGCACUUGCAGAUCUCAUCAAAGCUAUCUUCAGACUGAUAAGGGUUGAGAUUAAGUCAACCGAAGAUCUUAUACCUGACUUUGAAGAUGACCCGAACCGUGACCCCAUGUCACUACCUCUAAUAACGAUUGAGAACGUGAACGGGACACUUGUAGCCACCUCCAGGGACGUCAACAUAUACGACGCCAUAAGAGAUCAACAACGACGUCAAAAUAACAGCCACGAGGUGCACUAUGUUUCCGGUCAGCAAGAUGGCGGCAUAUCUGUUGAGGGGGCUGGUCUCAGCAAGGAAGGAAUGGAUUCAGGCGAGAAUGAGCUCUGA